This is a messenger RNA of Histoplasma mississippiense, 822 nucleotides long. Its product is annotated as casein kinase II beta subunit. Lineage: Eukaryota; Fungi; Ascomycota; Eurotiomycetes; Onygenales; Ajellomycetaceae. The record is from RefSeq and is a predicted model, not a curated record. The coding region runs from base 1 to 822 and encodes 273 amino acids. Gene Ontology annotation, molecular function: protein kinase regulator activity. The transcript is spliced from 4 exons. Gene Ontology annotation, cellular component: cytoplasm; protein kinase CK2 complex.
AUGUCGGACACCGACGGGUCCCCGGAUACCUGGAUUUCGUCAUAUUGCUCACUGAUGGGCCAUGAGUUUUUUGCGGAAGUGUCGGAAGACUUCAUCGAAGAUGAUUUCAAUUUGACCGGCUUGCAGUCCCAGGUUCCCUGGUACAAAGAGGCGCUUGAAUUGAUCCUAGAUGUGGAGCCUGAGGAGGAUGAGGAGGACGAAGAUGACGAUGAGGAGGACGAGGACGAGGACGCUCUACUGGCAGGUGAUAGGCUUCCCGGGUAUAGGAGAACGGGCGAGCGAAAACAUUCGCGUGUCGCCAGUGAUCUGAGUGUGAUUGAGAGCUCGGCAGAGUUACUGUCAAAACGAAAGCUUGUCCCCUACCCAGACCUACCAUUCAACAACAACAAACACCCGGCAUACACCGUCCAUAACCUCCCCAACAACACCCUCUAUCUCCCAAGCCCUUUCACCCCAGCCCGCCCAGAUAAACGGCAUGAUGAUAUCAUACCUUUGCCCAGGGCCUGGGGGCAAGGCAAAUAUAUGAGCCACGGAUUUACGGCUUUAAAGUGGCUGAGCGUGCCAAGUCCGGUGCCGCGCAUGAAAUGGCUUCGGAUGAAACCGGACGAUAUUAACGAACUGGACGAGAGCGCUAUAUACCACGCAUCGCACCCCGAAGGAGAGGCCGACGAGGAUGCGGAUAUGGAGAUGGGAGCGACAGAAUCACCGCAACAGGCAGCUAUCAACCGGAGGAAAAAAGCCCCCAUACGGAGACGGAGACACCAAAACCCGGAUUUAAUGAAUUCUAAUGAUAAUGUAUGUUCCUUUUCUUUCAAGUUUUGA